Messenger RNA from Microthlaspi erraticum, 2682 nucleotides. The record is from the annotation of a GenBank genome assembly. NCBI's taxonomy places the organism in Eukaryota, Viridiplantae, Streptophyta, Magnoliopsida, Brassicales, Brassicaceae.
AUGUUUGAUAUAGAAGAGAUCGAUGGUGGUAAAAUUCUAAUGGGUAAUGAUACCUAUUGUGAGAUAACAGCCAUUGGGAAAAUCAAGAUAUUUAACUACAACAUGAGCUCAACUAUGUUAACUAAAGUGAGAUACUCUUCUGAAGUAAGAAGAAAUCUGAUUUCUUUGGGACAACUUGAAACUCACGGCUGUUGGUUUCGGUCAAGAAACUACAGGUUACAAGUCUUUAAAGAAGAUACAGAGGUUCUAGCUGGUGACUACAAAGACACUUUGUAUUUCCUUGAUGGAAAAGCAGAGCUAGAUCAAAUGAAUGCAGCGGUUGAAGCAGUCGACAAAACUACUUUAUGGCAUAGCAGACUUGGCCAUAUAAGUAACAAAGGACUGCAGUUGCUGGUUAAACAAGAGCUGUUAAAGGAGGAUGAGAUUUCAGAGAUGAAGCAGUGUGAGUUCUGCAUACUAGGGAAAGCUCAUAAACAGUCUUUUACAACAGCUAAGCAUACUUCAAAGGAUGUUCUGGAGUAUGUUCACUCUGAUUUGUGGGGUUCUCUACACGUGACACCAAGCUUGUCUAAGUGUCAAUACUACAUUUCGUUUGUGGAUGAUUUCUCUAGAAAGGUAUGGAUCUUUUUUCUCAAAACAAAAGAUGAAGCAUACUCAAAGUUUGUUGAAUGGUUGGCGUUUGUUGAGAAUCAAAGUGGAAAGAAGCUGAAGGCAUUACGGACAAAUAAUGGCUUGGAAUAUUGCAACAAAACCUUUGAUGACUUUUGCAGAGCUAAAGGGAUUAUGAGACAUAAGACAUGUCCUUAUACUCCCCAACAAAAUGGAGUGGCUGAGAGGCUGAAUAGAACCAUUCUAGAGAAGGUGAGGAGUUUGUUAAGUGAAAUGGGACUGAAGGAGUCUUUCUGGGCAGAAGCUUCUUCAACGGUGGUUUACAUGAUCAAUAGAACUCCUUCUACACCACUGAAUUUUCGAAUUCCAGAAGAGAUUUGGUCAGGUAAAAAGCCAGAAUAUUCACAUAUGAGAAGAUUUGGAUGUUUGGUUUAUUACCAUGUUGAUCAAGGGAAGUUAAAGUAUAGAGCAAAGAAGGGAAUUCUCAUGGGGUAUCCACAUGGAGUCAAAGGAUACAGAAUCUGGAGUAUUGAUGAAAGAAAAUGCAUCAUGAGCAGAAAUAAUAUUUUCUGUGAAGGCAUACUAUAUAAGGAUGUAGUAAAGGUGUCACGAGAGGGUAAGGAAAAAGAAAAGAGACAAGUUAAAAAGGUCUCUUUCAUUAUGCCAAAUGAGGAAGGUGAAUCUUCUGAAUCAGAAGCUGAGACAUCAGAUGAAGGUGGAGUUUCUUCAGGAAAUGAUGAAAUUGUCCCAGAUUCAGAAGAAGAAUCAGAUGAAGGAGGACUUAGAGAUUACCAGCUUGCGAGAGAUAGAGAAAGAAGGGUCGGGAUUAAACGUCCGGGUAGGUUUGAUGAUCAGGAUGUAGCUGCUUAUGCUCUAAAUGUGUUUCAACGCAUGAAUGCAGAAGAACCUCAAACUUAUGAAGAAGCCAUAAGGUGCAAAGAUAGACUGAAGUGGAUUGCUGCUACUAAUGAGGAGAUGGAGUCUCUUCUAAAGAAUCAUACAUGGAAGCUGAUACAAAGACCUGAAAAAGAAAGAACCAUUGGGUGCAAAUGGAUUUUUAAGCUCAAGCCAGGAAUAAAAGGAGUGGAGGAACCUAGAUACAAAGCUAGGUUAGUUGCUAAGGGGUUUUCUCAGAUUGAGGGGAUUGAUUAUCAUGAAGUUUUUUCACCAGUAGUGAAGCAUACAACUAUACGGCUGGUGUUGUCGAAUGGUGGUCGAUCAAGAUUUGGAAUUAGAACAGUUGGAUCGGUCGUUGUAUGGGUUGAAGCAAUCACCACGACAGUAGAAUUUGAGGAUUAUGUUUAUUUGCUGUUAUACGUUGAUGAUAUGUUAGUAGUAGCAAAAGACAUAAAGGAGAUCACAAGACUGAAGCACAUAUUAAGCAGAGAAUUCGAGAUGAAGGAUCUCGGAGCAGCAAGAAGAAUACUUGGGAUUGAUAUUUUCAGAGACAGAAAAAGAGGUAUUCUUCAAUUAUCUCAGCAAGAUUAUCUUGAAAGAGUUCUUAAAGAUUAUGGUAUGUUGGAAUCUAGAUCAGUUCAGACCCCUAUUGGUACUCAUUUUAAACUAUCUAGUACUAAGGCAGAGGAUAUGGCUGAUACUGAGGUUGAGAUGAAGGACAUACUUAUUCUAAUGCUGUUGGAAGUCUCAUGUAUGCUAUGGUUAGCACAAGACCUGAUAUUGCUCACGCUGUGGGACUUGAAUACAACAGAUUUCAAGCUAACAUUCACCAAGUCAGAUAAGUUUGAAGUCAAAGGCUAUUGUGAUAGUGACUAUGCUGCAGAUUUAGAUAGAAGGAGGUCAAUUACCGGUUAUGUCUUUCAGACUGGUGGGAAUACUAUCAGUUGGCGUUCUGGACUUCAGCAUAUCGUGGCUCUAUCAACGACAGAAGCGGAGUAUAUGGCUCUGGUUGAAGCAGCUAAAGAAGCUCUCUGGUUGAAAGGGAUUGUUGUGGCUGAAGGAUCCCUGCAAAUUUCUAAGAUAAACACAAAGGUGACCGGCGGUGAAGUCGGAGAAGGCGACGGUGAAGUCGGAGAAGAUGACGAGAGAGGUAAAUCUCUCGGAAGUUCUGUCUGA